Molecule: messenger RNA, 1938 nt
Organism: Gaeumannomyces tritici R3-111a-1
Lineage: Eukaryota; Fungi; Ascomycota; Sordariomycetes; Magnaporthales; Magnaporthaceae
Exons: 2
Coding region: 644-1675 (343 amino acids)
Biological process (GO): lipid metabolic process
Source: RefSeq, a predicted model, not a curated record
UUUCUUCAGUAAAAGGAGAGCGAGCUCCGCUGAACACUAUACGUUGUAGUCCAACCAGACGUGUCUUGGAGCCCUGACCCAAGUUGGAAAUCACCUCGCGCAUGGAUGACCCCUUCUUGGUGGUGACGGGUGAUGGAGCUGGGCGUCCAGGGACAUGGCGUUCUGCCCUGACAUCCAUCCACACCCACCCCUGCAGGCAGGGUGUGCGCGUGUGCCCCCAAGGCUUGGUGUGCUCCAUGCGGUCCACCAUCUCGCUAGUUCACGGGACUGGUAUCGCACUGCGAUCCAGUGUAGCAUCGCGUCUCUUGCCCGCGCAUACCAAUGCGGGGAAAUGAGAUGGGCUUUGUUGAGCGCAGAGGGGGGAAACGCCCUGGCGGAUGGAUCUUGGUGACAGGAGUGGUGGGUUCCAGAGUGGGAAGCGAGGAUCCAUACCCGUUGAGCCUCUAUCGAAGCCGGCUGUUGCUGUUGAUGUGACGGUUCUCGGUUGUCGCCGCUAUGGGCUCUCUUUCAUAAAGUAGGUACGGUUCGCACUUCGUAGGCCCCUGGGAUUCUGGUCCCAUCAGCUUGCCUCUCAGCCCCUAAGCUCUCGCAUUAACGCUGCUGAUCCUCACCUGAGUGUCUUCGCCAUCUCAACGUCGCCAGUAUGAGACUUACCAGCUUUCUCUUCCUUGCGGGCUCCGCUGCCGCCCUGCCCCGUGGAGUUGAUGUGUCCAAGACAGUUGAGGGUCGAGCUAUCAGUGUCACUGCGGAUGACCUCGACAGGUUCUCAUACUUUGGCGAGUAUGCGGCAGCAGCCUUUUGCAAUUACGAGGCCGAGCCCAACUCCCCCGUGACGUGCGGCGGAGACGCCUGCCCUACCGUCAUGGCAAACGGCGCCAAGAUCCUACUCAGCCUGGACCGCAACACCAGCACCAACACGGCCGGCUACAUCGCCGUCGACGACGUCAAGAAGAUCAUCGUCCUCGCUUUCCGCGGUUCCGUCACGGCCAGGGACUGGAUAACCGACCUCACCAUCGGCUUUGCCUCGUGUGAGUACGCUCGCAACUGCAAGAUCCACACGGGCUUCGACACGGGGUGGCGCCAGGUCAGCGCCCAGGUCCUCCCCGCCCUGGCCGCGGCCAAGAAGGCGACGGGCUACCGCGUCGUCGUGACGGGCCACAGCCUGGGCGCCGCCAUCGCCACCGUGGCGGGCGCCGCCAUCCGCGCGGCAGGCAUCGAGCCCGCCGCCGACAUCUACACGUACGGCUCCCCGCGCGUCGGCAACGCCGUCCUCGCCGACUUCAUCACCGCCCAGCCCGGGGCCGAGUACCGCCUCACGCACGAGAACGACGCCGUGCCCCGCCUGCCGCCCCUGUUCACGGGCUACAGGCACACCUCGCCCGAGUACUGGCUCAACGGCGGCGACUCGACCUCGUUCAAGUACGGCCUCGAGAACAUCAAGGUCUGCGAGGGCAACGCCGCCCCGGACUGCAUCAACUCGGUCUUCGGCUUCGCCCCCGAGGCUCACGUCUACUACCUGCACAAGAUGGCCGGCUGCAAAAACCCCGGCCUCUCCAUGCGCGAGACGAACGCCCCCGAGGUCUGGGACGAGGAGCUCAAGGCCCGCCUCGACGCGUGGGCCGACAUGGACCGCGAGUUCCUAGCCAACCUUGCCGCCAACGAGACUGCUGCAUAGGGUCUCUUGUGCCCGAGGGGACUCUAGGCACAGCUUUUAUUCAAUGGUUUCUUUUGUAGAUAUAGUUUGACUAUACCCAAUACCCUGUACAUAAUACCUAGGUGCCGUCGCUGUCUUCACUUUGGUCGGCCAAGGGAGGCGUCGGUGGACGAGCAGACCGCGAUACCCCAAACAAAAACAAAAACGAGUUGCAAAAGAAUCUUGAGGCGUUUCCUUCCCCGAUUUUGCAAUUUACUUGAUAUGGCAUGUCAUCCAACAAGUCG